GUGCGCGCUGCCGCGGGCAGGGGCUGAGGCGCAGCAGCGGGCGCGCGCACCGCACCGCACCGCACCGCACGGCACCGGACGGCUCCCGCCAUGACCGCCGCGAUGCGGCAGCGCUUUGACAGGUUCCUGCACGAGAAGAACUGCAUGACCAGCGUGCUGGAGAAAAUCGAGAGCAAGACUGGCGUCAGCCGCACCUACAUCGCCAUCGCUGUCCUCGGGGCGGUGGCCGUGUACCUGGUGAUCGGCUACGGCGCGUCGCUGCUCUGCAACCUCAUCGGCUUCGCCUACCCCGCGUACAUCUCAAUCAAGGCUAUUGAAAGCCCCAACAAAGAUGAUGACACACAGUGGCUGACUUACUGGGUUGUGUAUGGUAUUUUCAGCAUAGCAGAGUUCUUCUCUGAUAUCUUUCUGUCCUGGUUCCCUUUCUACUACAUGCUAAAGUGUGGCUUUUUGUUGUGGUGCAUGGCUCCAAGUCCUUCCAAUGGGGCAGAGUUUCUUUAUCAUCGAAUUAUCCGCCCUUUCUUCCUGAAGCAUGAAGCUCAGCUGGACAGUGUUGUUAAAGACCUGAAAGACAAGGCUGCAGAAACUGCAGAUACCAUCACUAAAGAAGCCAAGAAAGCAACAGUGAACUUGCUGGGUGAAGAGAAGAAGAGUACUUAAACUGGAUAAAGAAUGUUCCCCUACCAUCUCCUUUAUAAAGCUUGAUGUUACUGGGGACUGUGGUAUAACUUUGAUAAUGUUGCCUUGGAAACAUUUUGGUAUCAAAGGAAUGUGUUGUAAGUUUGCUUACUACUUUGCUGUUGUCUGUAUAGAAAGUAAGCAUUUUUAUUUAAAAGCAAUGCAGUGGGCAACAUCUGAAGCUUAUUGAAAAUAUUUUGUCUGACUUCAUGCAGAAGAAAUCUUUCAGUAAUCACCUUCUGCAAACAUAAAUAAAAAGUAUAUAUCCCACAGGCUCUGCACUUUAGUUGUCUCUUUGUGCAUGUAAUUACUCUUAACACUUUAACUGUGGUGUGUCUGGUAACAUAAAAUUUUUGUAUAAGGAAAAUACAGCCUGAAAGGAUUCUCUUGAAGAUGCAGGGAAUUAUUGAGAGGUGACAUAAUGGAUGUAUUCCCCAUUAAUGAAGUUGUAAACGAUGAAACUGUUCUAGGCACCUGCUAUAGAGAUUAUUCACUGUUGCAUGUUUCAUUGUAACUUACAGUAUUUGUUAUAGUGUGUGUAUUCUUAAAUGGAUAGAUACUGAAUAUAGGAAAGAGUAACUUCAUUCAAGUGAUCCAGCUUACAUCAGUGUGAAGUAAUUUGCCAGAAAUUGAAGCAUUAAUGAGAGCAUAGAAUUACUGAAGUACAACUCCCUGCCUUUUUUUGCUAAAAGUUGUCAUCUAAAAUUGAAAAUAGAGUGCCUUGUAAGAUCAACUCAAAAGCACAAACCACUUUUCACUAAGGAGUGGUAUUAUUACAAAUACUUUUUUCUAAAGUCCUGUUGAAAUAGUUACUGUCCUGGAUGUCGAUCCCCAGAAAUAUAUCAAUAAUUAGCAUCACAACCUCUGUGAGCAUUUCCACUCAUUAAAAAAAAAAAAAAAAAAAAAAAAAAAAAAAAAAAAAAAAGUAGUCUGUUCUGACACUAAGAACAACUCUGCAUGAGCACUAAUCCUUCUUGAGGAAAAGGGAUGCUGUUGUCUGAACUAGCUGAUCUAUUCCUGAUCAAUCAGUAUCAAUGCAAGAAAAAGUUGUUAAAAGAAUAUAUUGUUUUGCAAUUCAUGAAAUAGAACUGAAUUCAGAAUAUGGAGAAGUUUAAGCUUAAAUUUUUGAUACGAUAAAAAGUGGUUUCUAGGUCCACUAUCCUAAAUUGAUCAGGUUUUAAGAUAGGCACUGAAGGCUUUUGACUUUCCACAACAAGCUGAUAUAUCAAGACUUUCCCUCUUAAGUUUUCAGGCACUAGAACUAUAAAAGAAUGAAGCAUGCACUAUUAUUUAGCAGAUCAGUUUUACAUUUGAGAGAUACCUAUAUAUGAACAGACAUAAUAGUGUCCUAAGAGUAAGCUCUUUAGACUAAGCUGGAAAACACAGCACUGACUCUCUAAGACAGCACCUACAGCUGUCAAAGAGCAUCUACAGUAGGGAAGUAGGAGAUUCACCAAGCAUCAUUUUCUGUCCUACAGCAUACACUGUUUGUCAUUUGAAGGAAGAAUACAGAAUACUGCAGUAUGUAAAUGAACACAUCUGGCUGGUUACUCAACGACAGCUGUUUGUUAUGAAUAGAUGUACUGCAAAGAGUAAAGUUUACAGCAAAGCUGUGGAUGUGAAAAAGGAGAAAAUUCUAAGAGUGUCACAAUUUAAGCAAGCUGAUUUCUUGUCCUAGCUUCUUCUGUCUUUAGCCCACUGAACUUUGCAAUCCAUACUAAAUCCUAAUGCUGUAUUUUAAACAGUUACAUCCAUAGCAGUCAUACAGGGUCAGUGUAAUUUAGUUUCAUAAAAUAAAUUAUAUAAUGAUACUUACACUUGAGACUGUAUUUGAUUUAGGUACAAAGUACUAAAAAGACUGCUUCUCUAAAAGUUGUUUUUAAGUCUGAGACUUUAAAAGACUAUCCAGGUCUGUGGCAGAGACAAAACUUAAUUCUCAAACAAAUCAUCAGUUUAAAUCAUCAGUCUUUAAAUCCCAUCAUUAUUAACGAGAAAAAACACUUUUAGGUAAGUAGGUGUUAGAGUGAACAUUCAUUUACACUUCUCAGAGAACUUAACAGCUGGGCUUGAUAUCAACUUCCUAUAUUUACAACCCAGUAUUUCUUGAUCCAACAGCUCAAUUUGUGCUCUUUAUCAGAUUUCUACUUGAAGGCAGAACUUCAACCUGUUUGAAAGUUGCUGUUAAUAUAACUUGGUCUCAUUUGCAUUGUUGCAAACUCAAAUGACCAUCUGCAACAUUCUUGGGCUUUUACAAUGAUUCAAUUCUGAGAGCUAAGCAUAUCAUGUCCUUAAAGAGUGAUUCUUUUAUCGAAGACUGAGAAACUUCUGGGAAGACUUUAGUUAAAAGUAAAGAUGCAGGACUAACUGUGCUUUCUUAUGAAAAAGAGUAUUUUCUGCAGCAAGUUACCCUUUUCUGCAAAUAACUCCACUGGGCUGGCCCCUCCUAUCAGUGCUCUUCUCAAGGUUGUCUUCACAACAUUUAUAGGACAAUGUUAAUAGACACUUCUACUCAAUGUCUGUGCAGAAGUUGUAUAUGCUAAAUAAAAAUGGAUACAAAUAAAGAGAUUCUGACAGGACCGGUAAA
Molecule: messenger RNA, 3262 nt
Organism: Rhea pennata
Lineage: Eukaryota; Metazoa; Chordata; Aves; Rheiformes; Rheidae
Gene: REEP5
Product: receptor accessory protein 5
Exons: 5
Coding region: 91-660 (189 amino acids)
Source: RefSeq, a predicted model, not a curated record